Messenger RNA from Microthlaspi erraticum, 2547 nucleotides. Lineage: Eukaryota; Viridiplantae; Streptophyta; Magnoliopsida; Brassicales; Brassicaceae. The record is from the annotation of a GenBank genome assembly.
AUGGCUUCUUCGGCGCUAUCUAAUCUGAUGCUCGCCAUUCACGAGAAGAAGGCUAGCUCCGUCGAUCUCUACCGUCCUCUCCGCAACUACGUUACUUUCACCUACUCCGAGCGCGAGGCUCAGCUUCUGGAAGACGAUCUCGAGAACCUGAAGCAACUCCGCUCCGAUGUGGAACGCAUCCCCGAUCCGUCUCCCUCAGCCCGGCGAGACCUUCUCAUCUCCUAUUACAAAGCCCUCUGCCUUGUGGAGACGCGAUUUCCAAUCUCCCCAGAGAAGCACCACGUCAACGCCGUCUCUUUCCUAUGGUACGACGCCUUCAAGCCAAAGCACAAAGCUACUCAGCAGAACAUUCAUCUGGAGAAAGCAUCCGUGCUCUUCAAUCUCGGCGCUAAUUACAGCCAGAUUGGGCUCGGUCAUGAUCGCACAACCGUUGAUGGGCGUCGUCAGGCUUCGCAUGCGUUCAUCGCCGCAGCGGGAGCGUUCGCUUACUUGAAGGACAACGAGUCCACUAAGGCAUCGAUCGGGCAGAGCAGCACCACCGUCGACGUCUCGGCGGAGUGCGUGGGAAUGUUGGAGCGGCUUAUGCUGGCGCAGGCUCAGGAAUGCGUCUUUGAAAACACCAUUGCCAAAGGAAGCACUCCUGGUGUUUGUGCUAAGAUUUCUAGGCAGGUUGGUAUAUACUACGAGGAAGCUUUGGCUGCGCUAACCGCUGCGCCGUUGAAGGAUCAUUUUGAGAAAGGCUGGAUUUCUCAUGUGCAGCUGAAAGCAGCACUCUUCUAUAGUGAAGCUUGUUAUAGGUAUGGAAUAGAGCUGCACGAGAAAGAGGAAAUUGCAGAAGAGAUCGCACGGCUCAGGAGCGGGAGCAGCCGUUUGGCAGAAGCAAAGAAGUCUUCAAGGGGGUCUCCUCCUCAGCUUUUGGAAGCGUUGAACAAACUAGAGGCGAGCAUUAAUUGCAAUCUGGAUAGGGCUGUCAAGGAAAACGACAGAGUGUACCUCAUGAGAGUUCCUCCUCCUGCUUCUCUGUCUCCACUUCCCACUUUCUCAAUGGUUAAGCCAAUGAAUAUGACUGAGAUAUUGGAUGCGAGCAAGGAGAAGAUGUUUGCAAUUCUUGUUCCAGACAGCAGCGCAAAGGCUCUCUCUAGGUACACUGAGAUGGUCGAUGAUGUGAUUAGGACUCAGGCUGAGAGAUUACAGCAAGCAAGCGAACUAACUCGAGUUAGGCUCAAAGAGAUGGAUCUUCCAGAGUCUAUUAUUGCUGUGGAUGGUAAUUCAACUCUUCCUGCUGAUUUGAAAGAAGAUGUAGAAGCUGUUCAGAUCAGUGGGGGUCCAGCUGGCUUGGAAGCUGAAAUUCAGCAACUUACAGAUUUGAAGAGGGUUAAUCAUGAACUGUUGGUGUACACCGAAGAGAUUUUGCAGAAGGAAGCAACUGAAGACGCUCAGUUCAGAAGCCAAUUCGGGACUCGGUGGACUAGGCCUCAGUCUAGCACACUGACAAAGAACUUGCAGGAUAGGUUACAUCGGUUUGCAGCCAAUUUGAAACAAGCUGGAGAAAGUGAUGUGAAGAUUGAGCGAUCCGUGAGAGAUAAUUAUGCCCUCAUGUCAAUUCUUGAUCAACGGCCGAUAGAGUCUGCCGUCCCAACUCUAGCUAGGCCAAUAAUGUCUCUGGAUGCAACAGAGGAUGCUAUCGUGGGAACUCUGAAGCAGAGUCUGAGGCAGCUGGAAAAUCUCGGUGCUCAGCGGGCAAGUCUUGAAGACAUGCUCAAAGAUAUGAAAAGAAAAGAUGACAUACUGCCAAAGCUGAUGACAAUCACAGGUUCGUAUGAAGAUAUGUUCAGGAGAGAGAUAUCAAAGUAUGAUCACAUCUGUGAAGACAUUUCCCAAAACAUUGAAGUUCAAGAGCAAUUGUUGAUGCAAAUUCAGGCUCAAAACGAAGAGUUCUCAAGACUUUUCAAUCUUGAAGAUUAUAAAGCAUCCAGGGAGAAGUGCUACAAGCAGAUUCAAGCUGCCAUAAUCAAAUACCGAGAGAUCAAGGAGAACAUCAAUGAGGGCUUGAAGUUCUAUGUCACUCUGCAAGAUGCAAUCACGAACGUGAAGCAGCAGUGCAGUGAUUUUGUGAUGACAAGGAGUAUCCAGUGCAGAGAAAUGAUUGAAGAUGUGCAACGGCAAAUGUCCGGUCUGAGUUUUCAGGAUCAUAGAAGCUCCGGUCCAUACCCAUCUGUGCAUCAGCAAAGGGCUUCAAGUUCGCCUCCUCCUCCUCCAGAGACACAGAACCAAUCUCACCCUCACCAACAAGCACCAUACUACAGACCGCCUGAGCAACAUUCAAGGCCUGGCUACACUGUCCCACCCUACGGUCCACCUCCCCCAUACCACACACCUCAUGGCCAGGCGCCACAACCAUACCCUCCUCAGUCCCCGCAACAGCCUCAUCCGUCAUGGCAACAAGGCUCCUACUAUGAUCCUCAGGGCCAGCAGCCUCGGCCUCCAUACACCGCCCAGAACCCGUACCCUCCACCUCACCAAGGCGGCGGAUACUACAGGCAGUGA